This is a messenger RNA of Ostrea edulis (European flat oyster), 2569 nucleotides long. RefSeq lists its product as uncharacterized. The coding region runs from base 309 to 983 and encodes 224 amino acids. The record is from RefSeq and is a predicted model, not a curated record. The transcript has 5 exons. Lineage: Eukaryota; Metazoa; Mollusca; Bivalvia; Ostreida; Ostreidae.
UACUACCGGAAGUACAGAAUAUGAGACUUUCCCGGAAGUUCGGACUCUAGGAGACUCCCAUAUCAUUCUUAUUACAUAAUGAUCAUUUUGAAAAAAAAAAUAUCAGAUGAAGGAGGUCGUAUUGAAAUUUACAUAUAAGAUUAGAAACAAAACACAAAUUUGAAUAACUAUGUUUUCAUUUUUCAGUGAGACACCGUGAUAAUGGCGGGAAGUUGCUGGCGACAUGUUCGGUCAACCUAACUGUUGCUCUAUCCAUUCUCGUGUAUAUCAUUAGGCGAGAUCAUGUUUAGCCAUUCACCCACUCGCCAAUGCCAGUACAUUGCUUGUAUAGUGUUUGUUUAUACAUGUAUUAUAUGGGCAAUCAAAUACUGAAAACCCAGUUUUACCGGGAUAUUCCCCGUGCGUUCUUUGGAUGUUAUAGCUUUACUUUCACUUUCCCAGGAAGAUGCAAUAGGGUCUGUAAGUCUCGUUUACUUUCGCUUUCGUUUUACUAUUUCCGGGCAGUAAAGCAAAAUGCCGUAUUGUUCUGCAUACGGUUGCAAUCACAUUACCGGCGGAAAACAGCGUUGCAGCUUGUUCGCUUCCCGAUUGACGCACAAAAAAGAAAGAAAUGGAGUGAGAGGUGCAGGCGUGCAGAUAGAGAUUGUAAUAAUAAUGAUCGAAUCUGCAGUUGUCAUUUCCGCGAGGGCAAGCAGGACAAUGGGCCAACCGUAUUCAGCUUCAGCAAAACGUUAAGCUUCCCAGAAGUACCCACUCGAAAAAGGAAAAAGAAAUCUAAAGAAGCUGGCAAUGAUGAGAUGGAUGAACAAUCUAAAGAAGUUGGCAAUGAUGAGAUGGAUGAACAAUCUGCAUCUUGUAAUGAUCAUGGUUAUCUAGUGCAUGACCAUUCCUACCACAUGACUUCAGAUGAUGAUGUUGAGGCUUCUAUGCCCAUUCAAAAACAAAUCAAUUCAGUGGAAAAGCUGGAGAACGAGGUAAAAUAGCUCCAGGAAGAAAUUAGGAACCUCCAAAUGAGGAAACCCAAAAUGACAGUGGGAGACAUCCUGGAAGAUUCCGAAAAGAUGCUGCUUUACACCUCAUUUCCAGCAGACGUCUUCAAUGUUAUUGUGCAAAUUCUCAAGCGAAUGGUGCCGUUUAAUUAUUAUGCUGGUUGGGAGGUCACCUGCUUUAGUUUAGAGGACCAACUGCUAAUAUGUUUGAUGAAGCUACGCUUAAACUUUCGAGAUCUAGACCUUGCUAUUAGAUUUGGUACAAGCAGAUCUACAAUAUCUAACAUUAUAAAUACAUUUAUCUCUGCUCUUCAUGAAAUCUUUUUUGAUGGUGUAUUGAAAGCUGUGGGUAUUCCUUCUCAAUUAAAGUGCAAAGGGUCUAUGCCAAAAUCCUUUUCAGAUUUCACCUCGGCAAGAAUUGCCAUGGAUGCCACAGAAAUCACCCAAGAUAUACCAUCAAACAUGAAUAGUCAAUCACUUACAUACAGCAACUACAAAAGCCGACACACUGUAAAGGCGGUAACAUGUGUGGCUCCAAACGGUGCUCUUGUAUUUACUUCCGAUUUAUAUCCCGGUUCCACAUCUGAUGCAGCCAUAGUACAGCAUUGCAAAGUUCUUGACCAAUUACAGCCUGGAGAUCUUAUUCUUGCAGAUAAAGGCUUUAAUAUUUUUGACAAACUUCCUUCCGGGGUAUCCUUAAACAUUCCACCUUUUUUGUCAAAUAAAUCGCAUUUUGCCAAAGAAGAGGCAAAACUUUGUUAUAAAAUUGGACGUAGUAGAAUUCAUGUCGAGAGAGCAAACGAAAGAAUAAAAAAUUAUGAAAUCCUUAAUCAUGUGCCAGCUCAGUAUAGACAUUUGACGACAAAGUUAUUUCAAUUGUGCUGCUGUCUAGUUAAUUUGCAGACCCCCCUUCUUAAGGAGAUUGCUGACAAAUAUGAGCUACUGUAAGAGUAGAUUCUAGGCCACAAUUUUUGAAUGUUAUACAUGUUGACUGGAAAUACAUGUAGAUCUCUCUUUGUAUUAUUAUAUGACAGCUAUUUUAAUUUUUUAUUCACAUGCAUGUUAGGGGAGAGAUCAAUGUCAGAUAAAAAAUCUAAAUUCGAAUACCAUUAGUUAUGGGGAGGAUGGUAAAUAUACCUGUAAAUAUGUCAUCUGAAAUCGAUUUUCACAUACAAAUCAUUAUCAACAUUCAUCAUAAGUACUUGUGAGGAGGAUCUUUAUGAAAAAUAUUUGAAUUUAGUUCUUUGUCAGUCAUUGAAUUUUGAUCUCACCUCUUACAAGCAUGAUUAUUGGCAAAUGUAUCAGGUAAGAAAUUCAUACUGUGUAAUUCUUAAAUUGUUACUUUUGGGGAUUUUAUUUUUCCAAGUAUUAUUUUCUUUCAGUAUAUGUUUUCUGAAUAAAAAAAAAGAACACUAAAGCUGAAUGAGAGCAAAAGUUAUAUAUUAUAUUAGAUAUAUAUGUACAUCAAGUCAAAUGAAAAUUUCUCAUAUAUUAUAAAUUUGUAGUGUUGAUAUAUUUAGCAAAUCAUUCUGAUAAAGAUGGAAGAAAAACUGAGAAAUAAAAAUCUAGCAUUGUUGAAA